AUGGAUGAGCUAGAGCAAACAGAAAUAAGAGAAGAUGUGAACCAUCUCAAGGGGAAAAUGACCAAGAUCUUGGAGAUUUUACAAGCACUCGCAAAUAGAAAUGAUGGGAAUCCUUUGGUAGACGAGGGGGUGCCCCAAAAUACUCUUGUUCACCCAAUGGGCGUCGUUUCACACAUUUACACCAAUUAUCAAGAAGGGAAGGCACAACAAUUUCCACCUUAUGGUCUUCCUCCAGGUUAUACCCCACCCAUAGACAUUCAUCUCCCCAACAACAAUACACUGGUUGUGGCUACAAAUCCACAACAUGGUACUGGCGAGUUCCCUCAAGUGCAACCUUCACCCCUUACUUCAGGCUUUCCUGGCUCUUCAUUGCAAGGAAAAUCUACCGAAGCUAACCCGGUGAUGUUAAACAUACACCAUGAACCUCGACCGCUUGAGAGCAAUCAUUCCCAAGAAAAAUGGCAAGCCUUGGAAGAACGCUUGAGAGUUGUCGAAGGGGGAAACAAUUAUGGAUUUGAUGCUUCAGACCUAUGCCUCGUUUUUGAUGUUAUAAUACCUCCGAAAUUCAAAUUGCCUGAAUUCGAAAAAUACAAGGGAACUGCAUGCCCCAAGAACCAUCUUAUUAUGUAUUGUCGAAAAAUGGGUUUUUGCGCCCAUGACGAAAAACUACUAAUCCACUUCUUUCAAGACAGUUUGACAAGAGCUUCCCUGAGUUGGUAUAUGCACCUUGAGCGAGCUCAUAUCAGCUCUUGGAAAGAUCUGGUGGAUGCUUUUUUGAAACAAUACAAAUAUAAUCUCGACAUGGCUCCUGAUAGAAUCCAGCUGCAAAAUAUGACAAAACGAGGCAAUGAAACAUUCAAGGAAUAUGCCCAACGAUGGAGAGAACUAGCUUCCCAGGUUGAAUCCCCCCUAUCUGAAAAAGAAAUGGUGACCAUGUUCAUAAACACUCUUCAACCUCCGUUUUAUGACAAAAUGAUAGGAAGCAUUUCAUCAAAAAUUUCAGAUCUCGUCAUCAUAGGUGAAAGAGUAGAAAUGGGAUUGAAAAGCGGAAAGAUUGCUUCCAGCUAUACCGGAUUAAAUAACACAAAAAAGUUGUCCGCAUGUGCGAAUAAGAAAAAGGAGGAAGAAGGCCAUUUUGUGGCGUCAAACCCAGCUAAUCCUUCUUUUGUGCGUCACUCUUACGCCGCUGCAACUCCACAAAUCACAAGUACUCUAAGUCAACACUUACAAGGGAAUCAAGAUUCAUAUGAAAGUCAGGGGAAAAACUAUCGUGGGAGGAAGUCCGUACAUUUCGACCCAAUCCCUAUGACCUAUGCAGAGUUAUUACCACAUCUGGUUAGCAAUUCUAUGGUUGCACUAUGUCCCAAGAAAACUAUAGAACCACCCUACCCAAAAGGAUAUGACUCGAACUCCGUGUGUGAUUACCACUCUGGGGCUGUAGGACACUCUACUGAGAACUGCUUAGCUUUAAAAUUUAAGGUGCACGAUUUGCUUAAGGUUGGAUGGUUGAAUUUUAAAGAAAACGAGCCUAGCGUGAAGAAUAAUCCUCUACCAGUCCAUGGUGGGCCAAUAGUGAAUGCAAUCGAAGAAAAUCACCAAUUAAUAAAGGAGGUCGAGAAAAUUAAGGCCCCGAUGGGACUGAUUUUCUCUGAGUUAUGUAAAUUUGGGUUAAUCCAAGGAAAUGCCGAUGUGAAAGCAAGAUGCAAUUUCCACCUCAAUGAAGAUCAUUCCAUAGAAGAAUGCAACGAGUUCAAAAAAGAACUUCAAAAAUUGAUAAACAUGGGCACCAUUCAAAUAGGUCGUUGGGAAAAGGAUGACGGUAUGAUUGCAACCCAAUCAGAAGAAAAACUUGGCAUAACCAUCCCAAAGCCAUUGGUCAUUCAUUUCACUAAGGAGGAAAGUAUGAAUGCCCCCGGUGAUUUGAGGACCUUAAUAGUUCAGAUACCAAGCCCUUUUUCAUAUAAAGACAACAAAGCCGUACCUUGGAACUAUAAUGUAGAGGUACAUCUAGCUAAACAGAAGGACAAAGAUGUUUCUAGCUCUAAAACCACCGCUGUCACAAACGUUUCAGGAAUAGGAAUGACUAGAAAUGAUCGGAUAUGCUCCCCAGGAAAAUCACAAAGAGAAAUGAGGGUGGUAUUUGAGAAGGCAUACACAGAUAAAGAAGAAAAGAAAGUCGAAAAUGAGAAAGUGGAAAAUGAGGUUUCUAAUGAAGAAGCUCAGGAAUUUCUCAAAAUCAUCAAACAGAGUGAAUACAAAAUAGUCGACCAACUCAACCAUACUCCUACAAGGAUUUCAUUGUUAUCCCUAUUGAUGAAUUCUGAGUCCCACCGGAAGCUAUUGAUGAAAAUACUAAAUGAGGCUCAUGUCACUCACGACAUCACCGUGGACAAAUUUGGAGGCAUCAUAAAUAACAUCACAACCAACAAUCACCUAACUUUCACAGAUGAUGAGUUGCCGACCGAAGGGAGAGGGCAUAAUAAAGCACUACACAUAUCAGUAAUGUGCAUCGACCAUAUAAUUUCAAGAGUCCUCAUUGACAAUGGCUCCUCACUGAAUGUCAUAUCCAAAUCAACAUUAGCAAAACUACCUUGUGAUGGUACAUAUAUGAGACCAAGUCCCAUGGUUGUUAGAGCUUUCGACGGGAGUCGCAGAGAAGUAAUGGGGGAAAUCGAUCUCCCAAUUCAAAUAGGCCCGGUCACAUUCGAAAUCACGUUUCACGUGAUGGAUAUUGUACCCGCUUAUAGUUGCUUAUUGGGGAGGCCAUGGAUCCAUUCUGCCGGCGUAGUGCCAUCAACCUUACACCAAAAGCUGAAGUAUAUGAUAAAUGACCAAUUGGUAAUCGUAUCAGGAGAAGGAGAUUUGUUGGUGAGUAAUUUUUCCACCACACCUUAUGUUGAGACAACAAAAGACGCUCUAGAAACUGCCUUCCAAACACUAGAAAUCGUGGACACCGCUUAUGUCGAGACGACACCUAUAGAACCACAUAUGUCAAACACUGCUAUUAUGGUGGCUAAGUUCAUGUUGAGUAGAGGACACCAUCUGUGGCACGGGUUGGGGAAGGAUGAAGAAGGGCUCAAAGAACCGGUGGAACUUCCUGAAAAUAGAGAUAAGUGGGGUUUAGGUUACAAACCCACCAGGGAUGACAAACGGAAAUUGGUCAAAGAGAAAAAAGAAAAAAGAUUAGCUUGA
Messenger RNA from Cicer arietinum (chickpea), 3192 nucleotides. RefSeq lists its product as uncharacterized. The record is from RefSeq and is a predicted model, not a curated record. NCBI's taxonomy places the organism in Eukaryota, Viridiplantae, Streptophyta, Magnoliopsida, Fabales, Fabaceae. Gene Ontology annotation, molecular function: nucleic acid binding.